This is a messenger RNA of Prorocentrum cordatum, 1109 nucleotides long. NCBI's taxonomy places the organism in Eukaryota, Dinophyceae, Prorocentrales, Prorocentraceae. The record is from the annotation of a GenBank genome assembly.
CUUCCCCCCCCCCUACCCCCUUGUGCAAACGGAGGUUAGCCAGAGCGCCGGAUCUUGCAGGAUCCUGCAGGGCCAGGGUUGCACUGACCUGGGUCAGCGCGCAGGAUUCUGCAGGAUCCUGCGGGAUCUUGCAGGAUCCUGCAGAGCCCGAUUGUGUUCCAGACUGACCCUGGUUGGCACUGACCCAGGCCAGUGCGUCCCCGACGGAGGCGCUGUCAGGCUGUCAGCGCCUGGCGGGGCACGGCUCCAGCGAGAGGCGGUGGGCCGGGGAGGCGGGGGGCACGCCACGACAUGAACAUAACCAUUUGGAGGUCCGCGCAGAUGUCUGGACCCCCAUGACCUGAUGCUGAAGAACCAUGACCCUGGGUUCAUGAAGACUCUGCGAGAAGAAUGGAGUGGCCUGGGCUGUGUGUUCCGAGCCUUGGUCUAUACCAAUACUGGAGUUUUGUGUUGGGCCGAUAUUUCAAGACCUUCCGGGUGGAUGAGUUGCGUGCGUGGUAGCAUUUACACGGCCUUUGUGGUAUUUGCAACCUUUGGAUGUCUGAACAUCCUGGUAUGCAUGUUUGUGAUGAAGAGUGAAGGCAUGAUUGCGGACUUGGAGAGGCUCUGGAGUUCCGAAGAGGCGAUCUUGAGCUUUUCCAAGAGUUGUUCAGAGAAAUCGGCUUUCACGGAACGGGCGCGAAGGACGAGAAGGAUUUUGCAAAUACGUGGGGCAGAUCUUGCAUUUCAUUCAGGCGUACUCCACAUGUCAACUAUUCACUACACGACUCCACGCGUGUUCUUCAAGAUGAUGGACAUGAACCGUAAUGGCGAGCUCGGCAUGCAAGAGCUUAGGAGGCCUGUUUGCUGUUCCAGGGCGAGGUGAAGGCACAUGACGUAGUUGAGGUUUUCGUUUCUGGCGCGUGCGGUGGACUCUCGCUCUUAGGAGGGCUCGCAGCGACCUAUUCUACGCGCUUUUGUCGCGGUGUGAAUGGUGGGAAGCAUCUAGCCACGUAGGCACCUCUCCAUGGCAGGGGGUGGGUGUUUUCUAUUUUUGCGUUCUGGCAGGCUCCAGCGCGCUACUGUGCACAGUGUCCUCGCAGGCGUCACGUGGUAUCGCAGAACAAGAA